AUGAGCACGCCAAUGUUUUCGUGGUCGAAACCCAGUGACCAGUUGAACCAGUCGACGCUAGGUUCGGGUGUGUCAGGUGCACAGGCCGGUGGUUCGUUAUUUGGUACCGCAGGUGGAAAUGCUGCUGGCCAGCCUGCUAACCAGGGCUUUGGUUCAGCAACGGGUUCGGGAUUCGGUGCUGGAUUCGGUGCUGGUGGCACGAAUUCUUUCUCACAACAGCCUCAACAGCAGACUCAACAGUUGCUGCUACAGCCUCAACAACAACAGCAGCAGCAGCAGCAACAGCAACAGCUGCAGAAUGGACUGGGUUCGUCCAUGAAUAUCAGCUUCAACUCACAGGCUCCUGCCCAACCUCGUCCUCAGACGGCGGCGAAUCUGUCACCGUCGGUGGUGGACCAGCUGCAAAAGAUUAAAGACUCGUGCGACCCAUCGAGCGCGAAUUGCGCUUUUCAGGCGUAUUUUUAUAACAAAGUGCCUGUUGAACAGGCUCUUUUAUACACCAAACCCCCGGGUCAAGAUCAGGCCAAAUGGGACCAAGCUAUCAAGAACCGGCCCGAUUCGUCGUCUGUACCGGUAUUGGCAGUAGGUUUUUCGGAUUUACAGAAACGGGUACUGCUACAACAACAGCAAGUCAAUGCUUAUCGACUGAGAAUGCACGAAAUUAAUAACAAGCUCAAUGAACUAUCCACUCGUCACGAUCUGUAUACGACAGUGAAAAUCAGUGAAAUGAAGGCUCGUCAUAGCAAACUUGUACAUCGAACUCUAGCAUUAGCAGUGAAAAUCCAGGUUUUGAAAAGUCGAGGGUAUGUUUUAAGGCCUGAUGAAGAGGUGCUGAAACAGAAGUUCGAGGCUUUAAAUAAAGAAAUCGAUAACCCAGCGGUAUUUGGACGCAUCAACGAAGUCUGGGCACGAAUGAAGGUUCUGAGAGAACGCGCUCGCGCCCUGGACCAGCAGAUAUCCGUGUAUGGCAACACCGCCUCGUCUGGUAUCAAUUCCACUUCUGCAUCCAAUGGCACAUCUGCUGUUGGCACCUCUAACAUCCUCGACUGGGAACGCGACGAAGAGCAGCUCGACAAACUGUCCAAGAUCCUCAAAGCCCAGCAAAUGGGCAUCUCGUAUCUGGCCAAGGUUCUCACUGACGACACCGAGCAGGUCGACUCUAUGCUGUCGAAACUCGAAGAGGGUGUCGUCAGGUAA
Sugiyamaella lignohabitans is the source of this 1197-nucleotide messenger RNA. RefSeq names its product FG-nucleoporin NUP57 (gene NUP57). Bases 1 to 1197 code for a protein of 398 amino acids. The transcript has a single exon. Gene Ontology annotation, biological process: nuclear pore organization; protein localization to nuclear inner membrane; NLS-bearing protein import into nucleus. Gene Ontology annotation, molecular function: structural constituent of nuclear pore. The record is from RefSeq and is a predicted model, not a curated record. NCBI's taxonomy places the organism in Eukaryota, Fungi, Ascomycota, Dipodascomycetes, Dipodascales, Trichomonascaceae. Gene Ontology annotation, cellular component: nuclear pore; nuclear pore central transport channel.